Molecule: messenger RNA, 5958 nt
Organism: Fraxinus pennsylvanica
Lineage: Eukaryota; Viridiplantae; Streptophyta; Magnoliopsida; Lamiales; Oleaceae
Source: the annotation of a GenBank genome assembly
AUGUGGCAUAUUGUCAAAUUUGAUGUCAAAAAAAUUGUACUUGUAGCAUGUAGAUACUGGCGGUUCCAUAGACCCGGACAGCUCGCGUCUCACUACAAAUCGAAGGGCCCAGCACCCAGACCCAUUUUCCUCCAAAGUAAAAUCGGACGGCAACCCUCCUCUCGUUGUUGCCCAUUUCUAAGGACAUGGAUAAUUAUUAAGGUGGACCCACCGCUUGAUGAAAACUUGGAGCAGUGGCCACAUAUGAACGAACUUGUUCAAAGCUAUGGUUCUGAAUGGGUUAAAGAUGAUUACAAGUAUGGGCACUAUGAAAGCAUUGCCCCCAUCUCAUUUCACAAUCAGAUAUUCGAGGGACCUGAUACCGAUAUUGAAACAGAAAUGCAUCUUGCUAAUGCUAGAAGAACUAAGAUAGAAGAUUCCACCGAUGAAGAAAUGCCUAGUACAUCUAGGCAUCACUUUUCAGAAGAAAACGUCUACGAGUCAUCAAAUGCAAAAAUUUCCAAGCAUUUUGGGGAAUCUCCUUUGCCAGCUUAUGAACCUGUCUUUGACUGGGAAAAUGAGAGAUUAAUGAUCUUUGGGCAAAGAAUUCCUGCAACUAACACAUCUCAGUAUACCAGUGGGCUAAAGAUUGCAGUGAAAGUGUUAUCCUUGACAUUUCAGGCUGGGCUUGUUGAGCCAUUUUAUGGCACAAUUUGUUUAUAUAAUAGGGAGAGAAGGGAAAAACUUUCGGAAGAUUUCAUUUUCCGCAUGUUGCCAGCUGAAAUACAAGAUACUAGCAGUUCUUCUGAAGCACGUUGUAUUUUCCAUCUAGAUGCUCCAUCAGCAUCAGUCUGUCUGCUUAUCCAGUUAGAAAAGUCAGCUACUGAAGAAGGAGGCGUGACUACCUCUGUAUACUCUCGUAAAGAACCAGUUCAUGUGACUGAAAGGGAGAAGCAAAAACUGCAAGUCUGGUCUCGUAUCAUGCCUUAUAGGGAGUCCUUUGCCUUGGCAAUCAUCCCACUUUUUGAUAGUGGUGUUACCAUUGUUUCUGGUGGAUCUACAUCCCCCAGCAGUCCACUCACUACUAGCAUGUCAGGUUCAAAUUUUCAAGAGGGUGCUCCUGAACCAGUUGCAAAGAUCACAUUAGAUGGAAAGCUAGGCUACUCAAAUGGAAACUCUGUUGUGGUUGAAGUGUCAAAUCUAAACAAAGUUAAAGAAUGCUAUACGGAGGACUCGAUCCAGGAUCCUAAGCGUAAGGUUCAUAAACCAGUGAAGGGUAUCUUAAGGUUGGAAAUUGAAAAGCUCCAAGCUGGCAUUGUGGAUUUUGAGAAAGCUUUGGACAAUAGAAGUAUAAACCCUUAUCUGGUGGACCAUGGGAAUCGCUUAACUGACCCUGGAUCUGAUGGACCUCAGAAUGUUGAUUUAGAGUCACAUUCCUUUGAUAGGAAAGAGCUGGAUCAAAAUGGAUCAACUUUUCACAGAAAUCCUGAUAUUGACAAUGACUUCCAAGCAUUCGACUUCCGUACAACAUCAAGGAAUGAACCUUUCUUGCAGCUUUUCCAUUGCCUUUACGUCUAUCCCUUGACAGUUAGCAUUAGUAGAAAAAGGAAUUUGUUUAUACGGGUUGAAUUGAGAAAGGACGAUGUAGAUAUCCGCAAACCACCUCUAGAGGCAAUGCAUCCGAGGGAACCGGGCGCUGUACUUCAGAAAUGGGCUCAUACUCAAGUUGCUGUUGGGGCUAGGGUUGCUUGCUACCAUGAUGAAAUCAAAGUUUCUCUACCUGCUGUUAUGACCACGAUGCACCACCUCUUGUUCACUUUCUUUCAUGUCGACCUUCAAACAAAACUAGAAGCUCCAAAACCUGUGGUGAUAGGAUAUGCUUCUCUACCCUUAUCCACCCAUGCACAGUUAAAAUCUGAAAUUUCAUUACCCAUUAUGAGUGAAUUGGUUCCGCAGUAUCUCCAAGAUAGUGGCAGGGAGAGGGUAAAUUACUUGGAGGAUGGGAAAAAUGUAUUCAGACUUAGGCUACGACUAUGUUCAUCAUUAUACCCAAUUAGUGAGCGCAUCAGAGACUUUUUCCUUGAGUAUGACAGGCACGUCCUUCGAACUAGUCCACCUUGGGGAUCUGAGCUUCUUGAGGCCAUUAACAGUCUGAAGAACGUUGAUUCUACAGCUUUGCUUCAGUUUCUUCAACCAAUUCUGAACAUGCUUCUCCAUCUCAUUGGCAAUGGUGGAGAGACUCUACAGGUUGCUGCCUUCAGAGCUAUGGUUAACAUUUUAACCCGGGUGCAGCAGGAGUCAGUUGAUGAAGGUGAAAGAAAUGUUUUCCUAGUAAACUAUGUUGAUUAUGCUUUUGAUGAUUUUGGUGGUCGUCAACCACCAGUGUAUCCGGGUUUGUCAACAGUGUGGGGAAGUUUGGCCCGCAGUAAGGCCAAAGGGUACCGUGUUGGACCAGUUUAUGAUGAUGUCUUGGCCAUGGCUUGGUUUUUCCUUGAGCUAAUUGUCAAAUCAAUGGCCUUGGAGCAGACUCGGUUGUUCUGUCAUAAUCUUCCUAUGGGCGAUGAUGUUCCACCAAUGCAGUUGAAAGAAGGUGUUUUCAGAUGUAUAAUGCAAUUGUAUGAUUGUCUGUUAACAGAAGUUCAUGAGCGCUGCAAAAAGGGUCUAGGAUUGGCCAAAUAUCUGAACAGUAGUUUGGCCUUCUUUUGUUAUGAUCUUUUAUCGAUAAUUGAGCCUCGCCAAGUUUUUGAGCUGGUGUCCUUGUACCUAGACAAGUUUUCUGGGGUGUGCCAAUCAGCGCUGCAUGACUGCAAGCUAACAUUUUUGCAAAUUUUAUGUGACCACGAUCUUUUUGUGGAAAUGCCUGGACGAGAUCCUUCAGAUAGGAACUAUCUUUCAUCUGUUCUAAUACAAGAGAUUUUCGUUACUUGGGAUCAUGAUGAUUUAUCUAUGAGGGCCAAGGCAGCUAGAACUUUGGUGGUUCUUUUGUGCAAGCACGAGUUUGAUGUUCGUUACCAGAAGCCUGAAGAUAAAUUAUAUAUAGCUCAAUUAUACUUUCCCCUUGUAGGCCAGGUGUCCUUGUACCUAGACAAGUUUUCUGGGGUGUGCCAAUCAGCGCUGCAUGACUGCAAGCUAACAUUUUUGCAAAUUUUAUGUGACCACGAUCUUUUUGUGGAAAUGCCUGGACGAGAUCCUUCAGAUAGGAACUAUCUUUCAUCUGUUCUAAUACAAGAGAUUUUCGUUACUUGGGAUCAUGAUGAUUUAUCUAUGAGGGCCAAGGCAGCUAGAACUUUGGUGGUUCUUUUGUGCAAGCACGAGUUUGAUGUUCGUUACCAGAAGCCUGAAGAUAAAUUAUAUAUAGCUCAAUUAUACUUUCCCCUUGUAGGCCAGAUUCUGGACGAAAUGCCUGUCUUCUAUAAUCUGAGUUCAAUUGAAAAGCGUGAAGUGUUGAUUAUUAUCUUGCAAAUCAUACGCAACUUGGAUGAUGCCUCUCUUAUCAAGGCUUGGCAGCAAAGCAUUGCUCGUACCAGAUUAUUUUUCAAACUCUUGGAGGAGAGCUUGAGUAGUUUUGAGCACAGAAAACCCGAUGAUGGUAUGCUUAUUGGCAGUAGUUCUCGCAGCACACUAGGAGAUAAACCCAUAUCCCCAAAGUAUUCUGAGAGACUUUCCCCUGCAAUUAACCACUAUCUGUCGGAGGCUGCACGUCAAGAAGUUGGACCUCAGGGGACACCUGAAAAUGGGUAUUUCUGGCAGAGAGUCAACUCCCAACUAAGCUCACCUAGUCAACCAUAUUCCUUGAGGGAAGCUCUUGCUCAGGCACAAUCGUCCAGAAUCGGAGCUUCAACCCAAGCAUUAAGAGAAUCUUUGCACCCAAUAUUAAGGCAAAAACUGGAACUUUGGGAAGAAAACCUGAGUGCUGCUGUCAGUCUUCAAGUUUUAGAAAUAUUAAAUAAAUUUUCGGGGACUGUAGGUUCUCAUACGAUUGCCACUGACUAUGGGAAACUUGAUUGCAUUACAUCUAUAUUUAUGAGUGUCUUUUCGCGUAAUCAACCACUGGUUUUCUGGAAAGCCCUCUUUCCAGUGAUUAAUAGUGUCUUUGAGCUUCAUGGAGCAACGCUAAUGGCAAGGGAAAAUGAUCGUUUUAUAAAGCAAGUUGCUUUCCAUCUUCUCCGGCUUGCAGUUUUCCGGAAUGAAAAUAUUAGGAAGAGGGCUGUUAUUGGGCUUCAGAUACUUGUUCGGUGUUCUUUCUCUUACUUUAUGCAGACAGAAAGACUACGAGUUGUGCUAACUAUUACAUUGUCAGAGUUGAUGUCUGAAGUCCAAGUGACACAGAUGAAAUCUGAUGGAACACUUGAAGAAAGUGGAGAAGCUCGUCGUCUUCGAAAUUCAUUGGUGGAAAUGGCAGAUGAAUCUAAAAGUGUCAGCAUAUUGAUGGAGUGUGGUCUUCCUGAAAAUGCACUUGUCACUACUUCUGAAAGAUUAGAGAACCUUUGGUCCUGGUCAGAAGUAAAGUCUCUCUCAGACAGUCUUCUAUUGGCUCUUGAUGCUAGUCUGGAACACGCACUUUUGGCAUCCAUCAUGACCGUGGACAGAUAUGCUGCUGCAGAGAGUUUUUACAAACUUGCAAUGGCAUUUGCUCCAGUUCCAGAUCUUCACAUAAUGUGGUUAUUGCAUCUAUGUGAUGCACAUCAGGAGAUGCAGUCUUGGGCUGAAGCAGCACAGUGUGCUGUUGCUGUUGCUGGUGUUGUGAUGCAAGCCCUUGUGAGUAGGAAUGAUGGAGUGUGGAGAUCAGAUCACGUGACUGCAUUAUGCAAAAUAUGCCCCAUAGUCAGCGGUGAAAUAACUUCUGAGGCCUCGUCAGUUGAGGUAGAAGGAUACGGUGCUUCAAAACUUACUGUUGACUCGGCUGUGAAGUACCUGCAACUUGCAAAUAAGCUUUUCUCUCAAGCUGAGCUCCACCAUUUCUGUGCGAGUAUUCUCGAACUUGUAAUCCCAGUUUAUAAGAGCAGAAGGUCAUAUGGACAGCUAGCCAAAUGCCACACAAUGCUAACCAAUAUCUAUGAGUCAAUUCUAGAGCAGGAAUCAAGCCCCAUACCAUACACAGAUGCAACAUAUUAUAGGGUUGGGUUCUACGGCGAAAAAUUCGGGAAGCUCGAUAGAAAAGAAUAUGUUUAUAGGGAGCCUCGUGAUGUACGGUUAGGUGAUAUAAUGGAGAAACUUAGUCGUAUAUAUGAAUCAAGAAUGAAUGGUACAACAUUACACGUAAUCCCAGAUUCUAGGCAGGUCAAAGCUGAUGAACUGCAGAAUGAAGUUUGCUACCUUCAGAUAACUGCAGUUGAUCCAGUUAUGGAAGAUGAGGAUCUGGGAAGCAGAAGGGAAAGAAUAUUCUCACUCUCUACUGGAAGUGUCCGUGCACGGGUCUUUGAUCGCUUUUUGUUUGAUACUCCUUUCACUAAAAAUGGGAAGACCCAAGGUGGGCUGGAAGACCAAUGGAAGCGGCGCAGCGUAUUAAAGACUGAGGGUUCUUUCCCUGCCCUAGUGAAUCGUCUACUGGUUAUCAAAUCAGAAUCACUGGAGUUUUCGCCAGUAGAGAAUGCAAUUGGGAUGAUUGAAACACGAACAGCUGCCCUAAGAAAUGAACUUGAAGAGCCUCGUAGCUCAGAAGGGGAUCAACUCCCACGUCUCCAGAGCUUACAGAGGAUACUUCAAGGCUCUGUUGCAGUUCAAGUGAACAGUGGAGUGCUUAGUGUUUGUACAGCUUUCCUGUCUGGCGAGCCUGCAACAAGGUUGCGGUCACAGGAGCUGCAACAACUGAUCGCUGCUCUUCUUGAAUUUAUGGCUGUUUGUAAGCGUGCAAUCCGUGUGCACUUCAGAUUAAUUGGUGAGGAAGAUCAAGAAUUCCACACACAGCUUGUCAAUGGAUUUCAGUCACUAACUGCAGAAUUGUCUCAUUACAUCCCUGCCAUUCUUUCCGAACUUUGA